AUGUCGGACGAAGAGGAGGCGGUGGCGGAGGCAGAGGAGAUCAUUCGCAGCCAACGGAUCUUCCUCAACCAUCUGGACAGCUAUGGCGGCAGAAAUAUUGGGAAGUAUCUGGCCAGUUGUAUUGUUGGAGCCUCCUUGGAAGAAAUAGCAGAAGAAGAGGAAGAAGAUGAGGAAGGAAGAUCAGUUGUUGAAACUGGGCCCCCUAAACCAAGAGAAGGAAUAUAUCAAAUAGUGGGAACUCUUUCACAGCCAGAGAAUACUAAACCAGAUUUUGCCAUGGAAGUAUAUACAACAACUUCUCAAGAUGAACUGCUAGUUCACAUGUUAGAAUGUGAUGUCAUUAUUUAUAACAUUACUGAAGACCCCAAACAAAUUGAUGAGGCAACCUGGGCAGCAACAGCAUUACAUGCAGAAUCAAAACACUUUGAAAAGCAGAAAUUAUUCAUUCUUCUAUCAACAAUAAUGACAUGGGCACGGAGCAAGCCUCUUGAUCCGGAAGAUCCAGAAAUACCAUUCACUGAAGAAGACUAUCGUAGAAGAAAACCCCAUCUUAAUUUUGUGGAACACAUCAACGCUGAAAAAACCAUUAUCAAACUUGGGAAAACAAACAGAAACAAAUUUGACACAUACGUUAUUGCUUCAGGUGUUCAGUAUGGAGCUGAAGAAAGACUUCUCCACUACUUUUUUAAGUUGUCUUGGCUUGGUGAGACUCCUACAAUACCAUGUUUUGGAGAUGGACGAAAUGUGGUUCCAACCAUUCACAUUACUGACUUAGCAGCAGUGUUGCAGAAUAUAGCAGAUCAUAGACCGAGGACCAAUUACUUAGUUGCAGUGGAUGAAUCAACACAAACCCUGGGUGAAAUUGUGAAGUGCAUCAGCAAAAAUGUGGGCCCAGGAAAAAUACAGAAGGUUCCAAGAGAAAAUGCUUUCCUAAGCAAAGAAUUAACGCAAACAUACUUGGAUGAAUUGUUUGUGAAUCUACGAAUGGAAGCCGUAUUCUUGAAGGAGAACUUCAACAUAAAAUGGGUUGCUCAAGGAGGGAUAGUAGAAAACAUUGAACAAGUUGUCAAUGAGUAUAAACUAACUCGUGGAUUAUUGCCAGUUAAAAUUUGUAUACUUGGUCCUCCUGGAGUAGGGAAAACUUCAAUUGCAGAAGAACUAUGCAAAUAUUACAAAGUGCACCACAUUAAAAUAAAGGAAGUGAUCACUAAAGCCAUAGAAAAUCUGGAAAAAUUAGUUGCUCCUCGAGAGGGAACAGAGUCUGUAGAAGAAGGGGAAGAAGAAGAGGAAGAGGAGGAGGAAGAACAAGCAGAUAAUAUAGAAGAAGCACAAGAAUUGUUAGAUGGAGUUAAAGAAAACAUGGAGCAAAAUUCAGGUCGUCUAGAUGAUAACUAUGUGAUUCGGUUCAUGAAGGAAAUGCUAAUGUCUAUGCCUUGUAAAAACCAAGGGUACGUUUUGGAUGGGUUUCCAAAAAUCUAUGACCUGGCAAAAGAUCUUUUUAACAUUGAAGAGGAGGAAGAAGAUGAUGAUAUGAGAGGCAAAAUGUAUCGCUAUGACAAAUUAAUAACUCCUGACUAUGUUGUUUCUUUGAAUGCUUCUGAUGAAUUCUUGAAAAACCGAAUCAUGAAUCUCCCUGAAAGCAUUGUUGCUGGAACGCAUUAUGCCCAGGAUCGAUACUUAAGAUCCCUCAGUCUUUUUAGGGACUUAAACACUGAGGAUGAAACUGUUCUCAACUAUUUUGAUGAAAUAGAAAUACAUCCACAAUAUAUUGAUGUUUCAAAAUUUGAGGGCCUGGAAAACAGAGUUAUAGCAAAAGAAAUAAUCAAAAACAUUGGUGAACCUAGAAAUUAUGGUAUGACAGAUGAAGAAAAGGAAGAAUUUGAACGGCAACUAGCAGAAGAACGCCUUGCUAGAGAAGCUAAAGAAAAGGCUGACUUGGAGAAACAGGAGUUGGAAGAAAGGGCCCAAAAAAUAGCAAACUGGGAAGAAUGGAAUAAGCGUUUAGAAGAAGUGAAGCGGCAAGAACAAGAACUUCUGGAAGCCCAAUCAAUUCCACUGAGGAACUACUUAAUGAAGCAUGUAAUGCCAACACUUAUGCAGGGGUUGAAUCAAUGUUGCAUGGUUAGGCCAGAUGACCCGGUUGACUUUCUGGCAGAAUAUCUCUUCAAGAAUAAUCCGGAAUUUGACUAAGAAAUCUAAAC
Molecule: messenger RNA, 2201 nt
Organism: Notechis scutatus (mainland tiger snake)
Lineage: Eukaryota; Metazoa; Chordata; Lepidosauria; Squamata; Elapidae
Gene: AK7
Product: adenylate kinase 7
Biological process (GO): nucleobase-containing compound metabolic process
Molecular function (GO): ATP binding; ATP hydrolysis activity; nucleobase-containing compound kinase activity
Source: RefSeq, a predicted model, not a curated record